GGAAUCGCAUUUGUAGAGGUCGUUCGCUGUGAGCUCGCGUGCGAAAUUUACAAUCGCGAAAGGAUUUUCCUUUGUCCCGAUCCUCGAGGACCCUGCCCUCGUAUUAUGUUUCCGCGCGAGAGCCGCGAACAGCCCCGGCCUACUGAGGAGCCGGACCGUGUGCAGCGCGCCCAAUCGCGUCGAAAUUUCCGUAGUUUUCCGAAAUUCUGUGACGGCUAUCCCGCAAAACGCGUACGCCGGGCGAUUUGAAAUUUUUUAGUGAACGUGUGAGUCGCGAAGCGGGCUACCGAACAGCGUUGCAUAAAUUAGUGCCGUUAAAGGGUGUGCGAACUGAGAGCAUUAUGUCGACCGGCAAGAGGCUGGCGAAGCGGUCCAUUAUAGGAACCCGCGUCGCAGCGCUCGGCGAGGAUGGACUGUACUACUCGGGCAUGAUCCAGGAGGUGAAGACGCCAACGCCGUUCCCUGAGAACAACAACUGCAUCAACUUGACACCGAACACCAAGUACACAGUACGGUUCGACGGUGGGAAAGGGACGCGGGAGUACCGCGACGCGGAACUGAUCGGACCCGGCUUCCGUGGUAUGACUGGCGUGAAGCUGCGGCCCAGCCAGCGCGUCUACCUGACGUACAACGGCCGCGAGGUACGCGCCGACGUGCUGCAUCACGACCACGACACAGACGAGCUUCGCGUCCAAGUGCAUGCACCCACCGCUGAGGCCCGUAUAGAGCUGAAGAAAAGACUAGAUGAAAUAAGACUAUUGGAGUCGCGAAAAUCUGCAAGGCUGGCCGAUGUGGAUACAGAUUUUGCUAGACUUGCAGAUAUGGCAGGGGACCGCCGCCGCGCCUCUGCUACCAUCGAAGUACCAGCACAUCACAUGCAGGGGUCACGUAAACGAGGUCCCAGUAGCUCAUGCGACUUGGGCUACGGCGAGCGUGACGACCAGAUGAACGAGUGCAACGCAGCUCUGGUGCUCAUGUCGCUUAGCUGCUCGCCCAACUCGCCGCGCCCCAGCGCAUGGGGUGGCCGCUCUUCAGUGUCGCCGGGUGCCAGCAGCAGCUCGGGUUCAUCAUGGCGCUCAGGCACACCCUCCCCACCGCCAGCUUCGUCCUCAUUCAGCGACGAGGGCAUCGCUUUAGAUUAUGAUUUGCAUCCUCGCAAAAAAAGGAUUAACAGUGUUGUAUACGAAUGCACCUGGCGAGGAUGCGGCUACACUACCAACAGUUGUCCUUCCAUCGAGGCUCACAUUAGACUCACGCAUCUGGGACCAAAGAAAGAGGGUGAUAACGACCACGAAGAAGAGUUCUACUACACCGAGCGAGAGGUGGCGACCCCUGCACCGCCGCCAACGCUGUCCCAUCGGGAUAUGUGCCGGCCGCCGCACGAAGACCCUGAGUACCAACGACAGAUUGUAGGCUCCUAUAGGCAAGGGCUGCUCUCUACUAUACAGCAUGGGACGGCGAGACCUAUAAGCAUUCCCGUAUCGCAUUCCUGGUCUAGCUCACAUUCGCCGAAACAUAUGAGGCUGUCAGCAACAAGCGGCUCGCCGGGCAGCCCAGGGCGGCGGCCCCGGUCCGACAACAAGAAGUGCCGUAAGGUGUACGGCAUGGACCAACGCGAUCAAUGGUGCACUCAAUGCAAAUGGAAGAAAGCGUGCACGCGCUUUAGCGACUAGCGGACGCGGCGAUCGCUCGCGGUCCUCGCGAACGUAGCGACCACCAGCGCCGGCGCGCGUGCCAUCAUGUAUCUCAAAUGAACAGUAACUUAAGUAUAAUAAAUUUUACUCACCCGAACUGAUAUUGAAUUUUUAAGAACAUUCACAGUGAAGAACUAUUCCGAGUGCGGGUCGUGAUUAGUAGUUUAAGGCAGAUAUAAAUAAUAUGAAUUAAGUUUCUAUUUAAUUUAAGCAGAGAAUGAAAUUAUUAAUAUAUUGGAUAUAUGAAUAUGGAUAAAUCAAAGGAGACAUAUUUUUCCCUCUAUUUGUGGCUCGUGUUUUAACUGCAUAUUGACAUUGCCCACGUAUUUUUGUAGAGCAGUAAAUUCGCCUUUACUGUGACAUGCAUAUAGAAUUUGUGUGUCGCUCUCAGUCGCAGACUGUGGAUAUUAGCCCUAAGAAUAGUUUUAAGAUUGACUGACUUGUGGAUGCAGUGUGAUAACAAUUGUUAUGUGGUUCUGUUCGUUGAAAUCAAAGUUACGUAUAAUAUAUUCAAAUUAUGUGAUUGUUUGCCAUUUCUAAUUUAUCUUAGACUAUUUAACAAAUAUAAAUUGUUUUCGUUUUAACAUCCAUUGUGAAUGGAUAUAUGAGGUAUAUUUGAAAGUUCAUAAACAUCAGAAAAUCAGUGAUAGUAUUCAUGAAAGUAAAUUGUUUUCUCCAAAGAACACCCGGAUCGAAAUAUAAAUAAACAUUAUGAACUUUUCAUUAAGUCGAUUACAUCCUUACGUUAAGUAGAUUGAGCGCAAGGUUUAUUUCAACCGACCUUUGACUUAUUUUAGAAAAUUAUUUAUUUUCUUGAGGACUAUGACUGGAUGUCUGAUUACCUUUCUGUUAUACCCUCUCUAUAUAAUAUUUCGAUUACAAAAUUAUUCAUAUCUUUUAAAUACAAAUUUAUUUUUAUACCAAACUACAUUGAUACAAUAAAAUCAAUUUAAAUUAAAAUAUAUUUUUAUAAAAUAACUUAUAUUUUUGGUACCAUACAUUGACACCACUAUUAGGAAUCUUUAUGACAUAUAUAAUAUGUAUAUACUUAUGAGUAAUAUAUUUGCGAAUAUAUAAUACUCCUUGGCUUUUUUCAACAUUAACAUUUCAUGUAGACAAAAUACUGCGUAGGGCGUCAGUAAAUUCCGUCCACAUUUUCGAAUGUGUUUACUUCUACAGUAUGUACAGUGUCAGGUAACAAUGUUUUCACACUGUUCACUAACGAACGUGUAUGCUCGCGCAUGCCGUUCUAAAUUCGACUCGGUGCAAAUUCCAGUCGGUGAAAAUUCGAUGAUGUUCAUCAUGGAUUAUAAUGUACAUUGACUGAAUUCUUAGAUAAUAAUAUAACAAAACUAAACGAUACCUUUAUGAAAUUAGUUUCGUAAGUUAUCUCAGAUUCGACGAAAAGACUACAAAACAUGUUUAGAGUUAAAUUUUUAUGAACAUAUCUGUUUCGUAUACAAAGGUGGUCCUACCAGAAUAAGGAGACAAUACUCAGCGUCGAUCGCGCAGCGUGCCUUGGCGCAGUGGUGCGGUAUGAUUAAUAUAGGGUGGCCAUUAGACAGUAGGUUUCGCGUCAGUUACGAAUUCCAAAUAUCAUAAAAUGCUUCCAUCAGUACAGUUGGGUCAAUUCCAAAAGUGACGACAAACCUAAUGUCUAAUUGACGCUUAAAACAAGCCACUGAUUUAUCAGUCGGUAACUGCAACACGCACCGCGCCACACCAACUGCGCAAAUACUUACGAGAACUGCGAAUGUGAGACUGAGGCAGAACGCAUUCACUGAGGAUGAGAUACCACUAAAGAAUCUUCCUUGCUUGUAUCGUGCUAAUAAACUUACUGUGUAACUGGCUUGUUGGCUGAAUAAAGAUCAAUAUCGAAUUCAUCCAAAUAUGUCUUUACACGUUCGUUUAGCGUUUAUAAAUAAGGGAGGUUAGUGAGUGAGGUGGCAACAUGGACAAGAGAUGCUGUGAUAAAAAUAUAUCCAGCUUAUUGAAGAUAUGGAUAAGUAAUGAUUGCGUUUUUGAUAUUACACUGCAACAUUUGUAAUAUCAGUAAAUAAUAACGCACAUCAUUACGAAUACAAGGCAGUCUUGAUGACCCUAAUGACAUGAAAAAUGUGAUAGAAACAAAAGGAAGUCAUAUGCGGGAAAACGAGUGGAGGCGAGCUGCAAUAUUAUUUUUAAGUAUUAUUAUUAUAUGAAAAUUGUAAAUACUAAUUAUAUUGUUGCGUGAAUAUAUUCUAUAGUAAUGUAUUCAAAAAUUAAAAGCAAUCUUCGGAUGUGUACAUAAAUAUUAUUAAUAUUGUUACUUAAAUAAUGUGAUCGUUUCAAAUCGAACAUUUUUGUACGGUGACAUAGUAACGUGUUUUAAUUAAGUACUGUACUUGCAAUAAGAUCCGUGAGUUACUUUCAUGGCGCGGUAUUUAUGAUUCACUAGUUACCAAGGUUCGUUGCUUAUGUAAUGAAUUAUACAAUUACUUAAGUACCCAACGGGUAAAAAAUUUAAAACUUAUAAAUCUACAGGUAAGUAGGUACCUGAGGUAAUUUAUCAAAUAAGUUUAACUUGUGCCAAUUGUGGAACAACCGAACAACCAAAACAGUACCAUAGUAAUAUAAUCCUCAAGAUAUUACACUGUUAUUGAGAUUUACAACGGCAUUUACACUAGACAAUGUGUAUUUAUGCUUACUCGUUUACUUGGUGCUGAAAUAUAAUAUGAACGCACAUUGUAAUGCCUGUGCACCAGUGUAGAGUACGCGCGGUUUAUUAUUCACCGAUAUUAUCCUCAUAAAUUCUUGUUAAACUAUCAAAAAUAUGUUAUCUAUUUCAAGCAUUAUACACUCUUAUAAUAUAUGAAAUUAACAUGAACAAAUCCAUAAGAACUAACAACGGUUCUAGAAUAGUGUGGAAAUUUCUCUAAUUAAUUACAAAAUAAACUAUAUAUGUAUAAUAAUAAAUUUGAAAUGAAAUGCCACCUGGAUUUACUAUGUUUCAAAAUAAUUUGCAUAACAAACAUAUACGUACCUAUUGGUUAGACUUAUCUGAACGUAGAUCUCACUCGUUUCGAAAUGUGUACUAGAUCUGAUUAAUCCGCGUUAUUUUGAAAUUACAACACUUAUUUUAAAUUAUAAAAAUUUCUUGCCAAACAUUUAGUAAAUUCAUUACAGGGUGAGGUGUAUAUUUUCACCAAUGAUUUUAUUGGCAUUGGCGACAGAACGUGCUGACACAAUUUAAUAUUUACGUAACGUACCUGCGAUUAUUACCAAAUAUACAUUUUCAUUGCAAUAAUGGUUGUGAUACACAUCAUGGCGUUUACAUUUAAUCGAAACAAUAUAUUUUUGUUCAAAGCAACGAAACAUCGCGCUCCCUAAACCAAAUGAUCACCUUAGAUAUAGGCAUAAAACAACUCAGCUAGCGUUUCGACAACUGCCAUAGGUACUAUAAGGAUCUAGGUGUAACUGCGGCUUAAGUUAUAAUAAUUAAUAAACUAGUUUUAAGUUUAUUUUAAGUUGAAGUCAUAAUAAUAGUAUUUAAAAAUUAGGUACAUUACAAUAAACUUGUAUUAACGUCUGCAGUGCAAUACAACGUCACUGCCUUUUCUGAUAAAGAAUUACUUAUAUGAAAAACUAUUUUUGAGAGUGGAAUUAACAAACCGUUUAUUUUUCACAUUUUCAAUACUAGUGAAACGUUAAAAAAAAAUAUUUUCAGAAAUCUCUAUGAUUUUAAUAUAUUUUUAAAUUAGGUAGGUACUCUAUAAUUUACCGUUGCAUGAGAACACUCCAUAAUUUCUGUCAUAGGAAUUAAUGAUUUAUACCAAAUACGGUAAUACUCACUAAAAAAAUAACAUUGAUUUUUAUACUCGUUUCUAAGUACCUACUAUAUUAUUGAUAACAAUGUGCCGAAUUCAUCAUGACGUUCUUACAACAAAUAGUUCAUUUCAGUUACAUAUCGUCGUAGACAUCAGCUAAAUAGAAAAUGUAAGCUACUGCGUCGCAAAGUAGCAUGCUAGUUUCAUAAAUACCGAUCUCAAUUUAUAUUCGAAGCUAUUAGAUUUUUCUAUACAUAUUAUUAUUGCAUAGACGGUUUCUUAUUUUAUGUAAUUUAUAUUAGGACAUAGUUGAAUUUUUAUUAUUUUAAUAUAAAGACAUUUUAUUUUUAAUAAGCCAUUUGUAAAUAUUGUUUACGUAUUAAUUCAUUUAGCCAAAAUUUUGCUCAAUUUUGUAUGCACUCAACACCAAAGUCAUAAUAAUAUAUUUAACAAAAUUUAAAAACAUAUCAGUACAAACGAGCAUAAUUCUGACAACACACUACACUAACUUUAAAUAUAUUUUAGCCUACGAUUGAAAAUUAAUAUCACAAAGUUAUUAUAUCAUUUUUUUCCUUUCUAACAUUUCAAAUCAUUACGAAAUCGGCAUUCGUCUCCGUAAAAUAUCUUCUCCAUAAUCGUGCACAUGAUGCGAAAAAAAAUGGAGCCUGAGGAGCUGGGACGAUCUGAUAUUGGGCGCUAGUCGAGCUCUAAGUCUUAUUUCAUAAUAUGAUUUGUUUCAAUUAUCGCUGCUGGUAUACGGUUUGAUCCAUUAUUACGUUAAUAAAUAGAAAGUAUUUUAUUUUAAGAUCACAUCUCGUAAUUUAUUAUUUAGUAAAAUACAGUCGAUUGCAGCCCUCUCGUAUACCAUUUGCCAGAUACAUACAAAUGCCGAAAGAGUCUAUAAUGAUAAGAUAAAGGCAAACAAUACAUUAUUAAUUUGACGUUUGGUAUACCCGAAAUUGUGCUCGACUGUAUAUCGUAAUUAAUGUAGGCAAUUUAAAGGCACGAAAGCCUCGUUUUGUACUUAGAAUAAAUAAUGUAAUACAAUAUUAUGUUUCCCUCCCAUAUUUUUAAACAUCACUUUGAAUUAUAUCUUAAAAUAAGUAAGUACCUACCGACCGACUCGCUAGUUUGGCACCAUUUCAAUUGUCCAAUUUAUCUAUCUCUAAAUGAUAGAUAUAUCAAAUUGACAAAAUCUAAAACUGUUUGCUAACUACGAGUAAAUUUGUCAAAAGACUAGAGAGAAAUAAGUGUUAUUAUUUGUACCAUCUUAUAUCUCUGAGUUGUUGUGUAUGUAUGUAAAUUGUGCCUAUUUCGCUUCAUAAUUACUAUCUGUAUAAACAACCAUAAUGUAAAUAUGUAAAUUCACAUUCAAUUAUUAAGGUCUUUUCAAAGCUAGACAUAUGUACCGCCUGUAUCACUUUAUAUACAUGUAGCUAUGUGUAACUUUACAACUACAGUAUAUGAAGAACACAAUUUAUUGAACAACAAAGUUUAUACCACGUUGUAAGUUGUGUAGCAUACCUAUUUCAUUAAUAUACCUAUAUAAAAAUAAAUCUACCUAUCUUGUUAUAAAUUUGUGGACGUAGAGUCCCCCAAAUCUCCUUCAAUAUUAUACGUUAAAAAUAAUUUCAAAGUUAUGGUUAGUAGUUACAUAUAAACUAGCGUGUAUUUUCUCUAUAUUUAUAUAUUAUAUAGAUUUAUAACAUAAUUUCGCUAUACAUAUUUCUCAGGAAAUGUAAAAAUAUUCUUAUUUAAAAGUUUAGUUCUAAUUUGUUCCGUUUAUGUAUUGGUUAUUAUUAAUUUAAUAUUAUUAAUACCUAUGUAUUAUUAUGUAGUUAAAGACUAGAAUUUCUGAAAUAUAGGUACCGUUAACUUAUGUGGGCAAUCAUGAUUUAUGAAAAUAUGUCUCCUGCUUAUAAAUAAUAAGUAGAUCUCUCAUUCACACAUGGCCGUGAAGCACAUUAAGUUGAAAUUUUGAAGAUGACAUUUGUAUUAAUAUUUAGAUUAUACCUACCCAAUAAUUUGAAAUUAAAUUUUUUGGGUAAUUGUUGUAAUUUAUAAUUAGGUACUUCAUUUAUUUUUAAUACUUUCAAAAUUGUGUACAUAAAUGGAAUAAACAAUGUGCUCACUCCGGAAUGUGCAGUGUGGAUUAAAAGGACCUUAAGGUUAAGUUUGUGUUUUGUUCAUGUUAUAUAUGUAAAUUAAAGAUUUUUUUUAUAGGGUGUAUCUGAUAUAAAAAUCUAUAUUUCAACGAUAGUAUUUACGGUGUAGAACAACUUUCUUCAAAGUAGAAUGUAACUUCAAAAAUUCAUCUGUCAUAUGAACAGACCACGUCAUAUUGAAAAGUUUAACAUUAUUUGAAUACUUCGAUGUAACCUCUUAUAAAAUUAUGUUUUUUAGUUUAUAUAAAUACUACCGUUGGAUUUCGGAUCAUUGUAUACUUUUUGUUGUACCCUAUAUAAUUACAUACAUAUACGGCAUUUUCACCACCAACAGUAGCCUUAAGAGAUGGUCAUUUAUAUCACAAGUAUGUACGUACUCGUAUCUUAUAUUAUGUGUUAUUCUAUGAAAUUGAAGUUAUAACUUUUCAAAUAUAAUUUGAAUAAAACGUGUCAUAAGCGUAUUCUAUACCCCAAGCGCGUUGAUGCGUUGUUAAUAGUUACCAGUAGUUAUAAGCUUGCUACCUCUGGCAACAUGAAUCAAAGGAUGUUGUUGGAGAUGUAUUGACUCUAUGUUUGGACAAUUCCUUAUUUAGUUGUCAAUAUCACAGCAGUUUUCACCAAAACUGUCAGCUCACGUGUACAAUUUUCUUAAAUAAGCCCAAGGCUCCCCCUUUUCAUGAUUAAAUAUACUUAAUGCCGAAUUAAAAAGUAUAAUUUAUAUUAAAAAUGAUAUAUAGUGGAAACUAGCUGGCAGUUAUUCUACUGUGAUAUUAAUAAUUCUAUUUAUUAUCUUUCAUAUACUUAUUAUUAUUUAUAAAAUUAAUGUUGAAUGUGCGCGUGUUAUAUUUUAAUGAUAUCGUGUUAGAUUAGGAAAUGUUAUUUUAUAUUGUACCUAAUGUGUAGGUCCAGAAUGUGUUCCAAAUUAUUGAUUUUAUGAAGAUAGAUAUUACAAUUAUUAUAUUAUCUAUUAAAAUUAAAAUGAAAUGUUUAUGUUGAUGUGUUGAAAUUGUAAACGUUUGAGAAAUGUAAUAAUAACAGUUAUUACAAUUCAACGAAGCAGAUAAAAAAUAUUAUCAUCACAAAAUGAAGCAGCCUUAUAGCGUAAUCGAAAUCUGAGCUCUCUAUAAUAUUCUACGAUAAAUAAUACAUUAUUAUAUGUAAUGCAUUUCAUAGCGAACGAAAUUUGACUGUGAAACCUAAAGUACCUUUUCAGUAAAAAACUAAAUGUUAUAUACCGUAUGAAAUCUUUAUGAGAAAAUGUUAUUAUUUGACUAUGUACUACUUCGAGUAGUGCUACUCUUUGCCUGAUAUAUUAUACCUCAAUAAGUUUAGUAUGGAUUUUGUGUGUCUUAAAAAAUAUAUUUCGAUUUAUUAGAAUCACAGUAGCAUUAUUUUUCCAUUCCUUCUCAUAAAUCUAAUGUUGAUAAAUGUUGAUCCUGCAAGAAAUAUAAGUUAUAUGAAAAAAAAAACAACUAUCUAAGUAAUAUCUACUUUAAAACUACCUACAAAUUUCAACAGGCAAUUUUGCAUAAUAUUAUAAAUAGUACAAUAACCUGACAACUUUGUAAACAGGAAUGAGAAGUGUUAUAAUGGAACAACUCUAGACCUAAAAGUAAUUUAUUUCAGAUCGUGUUAUUAAUUGAUAUAUAUUUACAAAUAUAAACUUUAGAUUUUA
Molecule: messenger RNA, 9340 nt
Organism: Galleria mellonella (greater wax moth)
Lineage: Eukaryota; Metazoa; Arthropoda; Insecta; Lepidoptera; Pyralidae
Gene: Glut4EF
Product: zinc finger protein 395
Exons: 8
Coding region: 342-1673 (443 amino acids)
Biological process (GO): regulation of transcription by RNA polymerase II
Cellular component (GO): nucleus
Molecular function (GO): RNA polymerase II cis-regulatory region sequence-specific DNA binding; DNA-binding transcription factor activity
Source: RefSeq, a predicted model, not a curated record